Molecule: messenger RNA, 1183 nt
Organism: Phascolarctos cinereus (koala)
Lineage: Eukaryota; Metazoa; Chordata; Mammalia; Diprotodontia; Phascolarctidae
Gene: HYI
Product: hydroxypyruvate isomerase (putative)
Biological process (GO): glyoxylate metabolic process
Molecular function (GO): hydroxypyruvate isomerase activity
Source: RefSeq, a predicted model, not a curated record
CACCAGCUCCUCUUCACCCUCCCCCGCGUUCUACCGCAGACUCGGGCAAAGGGCGGCCUAGAGCGGUCCAGAGGGCGCGAGACCAGACGGAAAAAGCGGAGCGGAGCCCGGCCGAGCGCGAACUUUGGCCGCGGGCUGCGGAACCCAGCUACAGCCAUGGCUCCUCUGCGCUUCGCAGCCAACCUGUCGUGGCUGUUCUCGGAGCAGGGCCCGGCUCUGAGCGCUCGCCUCGAGGCCGCAGCCCGGGCUGGCUUCAAGGUGGCCGAAGUGGCCUGGCCGUACGCGGAGCCCGCUGCACAGCUGGCGGCGGCGGCGCAGGCAGCCGGGCUACGGCUGGUGUUGCUCAACACGCCGCCGGGGGCCACGGACCUCGGCGAGCUGGGGCUGGGCGCCGUGCCCGGGCGCCAGGACGCCUUCCGCGAGGGGCUGGAGCUGGCGGUCGCGUACGCGCGGGAGCUUGGCUGCCCCCAGGUGCACCUGAUGGCUGGCCGCGUCCCGCAGGGCGCCGAGCGCGCCGCAGUGGCCCGGGACAUGGAGGCCGUGUUCGUGGAGAACCUGCGGCACGCCUCCGACGUGCUGGCCCGCGAGAACCUCGUGGGGCUCGUGGAGCCCAUCAACAGCCGGCUUACGGACCCUCGCUACUUCCUGGACACGCCAGAGCAGGCAGCAGCCAUCCUGCGCCGGGUGGACAGGCCCAACCUGCGGCUGCAGCUGGACAUGUUCCACUGGCAGAUCAUGGGUGGGAACCUGACUGCCAACAUCCGUGCCUUCCUGCCCCUGGUUGGGCACGUGCAGGUGGCCCAAGUGCCUGACCGCGGCGAGCCCGACAGCCCCGGAGAGCUCAAUUUCCCCUACUUGUUCCAGCUGUUGGAGGAGCUGGGCUACACAGGCUACGUGGGCUGCGAGUACCGGCCCCGCGGGGACACCAAUGAAGGUCUCGGCUGGUUGCGGGCCUAUUGGGAGAGCCGGGGCGGGCCAUGCUGAGAGCCUUGCAGAUGACCCAGCUUAUCAAAUGCCCCUUCCAUCCCCUACCACCCUACCCUUAAGAAAGACACCACCCCACAAAACACGUUAUGUGUUAUCUCUUCUGAUAGAAUGUAAACUCGAGGACGGUUAAUCAUAGUAUCCCCACUGCCCAGCACUUGUGUGGCUUAAUAAAUGCUUACUGUUUGACUGAUUUGAA